AUAAAACCCGUCUUAUUUUGUGUAGUGCUAUAAUAAAAUGAGGGUGACACAAUCAAAUGAUCCUGUUCAGCUAAAAAGAGUACUGGGUCUGUUCUCUGCGGUAAAUUUCAUUAUUUCAGUAACUAUUGGAUCAGGUAUAUUCAUCUCACCUACAUCUGUUCUAAAAUACUCCAAAUCGGUUGGGAUGUGCGUUCUUGUAUGGAGUUUGAGUGGUGUUAUCUCUUUACUAGGUGCGUUAACUUACGCCGAACUUAGCACCUUAGUUCCAAGAUCUGGUUCGGACUACGUGUAUUUUAUGAGUACGUUUAAUAAAUAUCAUAGAUUUUGGGCCAAAUUGCCAUCGUUUCUGUAUUCAAUGGUGAUGAUCAUGGUCAUAAGGCCAGCUUCCAUAGCCGUAGUUCUACUAACGUUUUCGCAUUACAUCAGCGAUCCAAUACUAGACGCAUAUUGUAUAACGGAUCUUGAUGUUAUUGAAAAGGUUAAGAUAACUCUGGCCAUUUCUGGAUUAGGGCUUUUGACAUACAUUAACACCGCCAGUGUAAAAUUGUACGUUUUAAUACAGAAUAUUUUUGGCUGUUUCAAAGUGAUUGCAUGCCUAAUAGUAGUAGGUGGAGGAAUCUACGAAAUUGCAAUGGGUAAUGCGGAAAAUUUACAAAAAGGUUUUGAAGGGACGACGUCAUCGCCGAAAGAUGUCGCUCUUGCCUUUUACAGCGGACUUUGGGCUUUCGAAGGAUGGUCUAUGGUGACAUCCAUAACAGAGGAAAUAAAAAAUCCUGAAGUAAAUAUCCUAAGAAGUAUACUCAUAGCUGUUCCACUUGUAACUAUUUUGUAUGUAUUUAUGAACAUAUCGUACAUGACAGUACUAACAAUAGAAGAACUGAUAAAUUCAUCGGCGGUAGCAGUAGCAUUUGGGCAGUCAGUUUUAGGAAAAUUUGCUGUUGUGAUACCAUUGAGUGUCGCUUUCAGCACAUUUAGUUGCUCUCUAAGUCUACAAUUUGGAAUUACAAGGCUGUGUUAUGUCUCUGGACAAGAUGGUUUAAUGUUGAAGAGUCUAUCGUACGUACAUUAUAAAAAAAUGACCCCUGGUCCCGCAGUUGUGCUUCAAGGGAUCAUUACAUUUUUGUUUAUAUUAACCAAGGAUGUAACCGAGUUGAUUCAAUUUGUUGGCUUCAUGAAGAUGAUAUUUUACUCGCUUUCAAUGGUGUCACUGUUAAUAUUAAAGAAAAGGAUGAAAGACGCCCCAAGACUUUAUAAGGUUCCAUUUCUGUUGCCAAUAUUUAUGCUUUUCAUUUUUAUGUUCCUAUUUUUCACUCCGAUAGUAAUAGAUCCAACUGCAAAGCAUCUAAUUGCUCUAGGCAUUGUAGGGUUUGGCAUAAUUUUUUAUUAUGUGUUUAUUUACAAGGAUUUGCAGCCCGAUCUAUUUUUGAGUGGUUUAAAUAGCUACAUACAAAUUUUAUUUGAAGCAAUACCGUCUCGAAGCAUACAAGAAGUAGGAGAUGAAGAAGUCGUUAAUAGGCCGUAACAAACAAUUAAAUAUUUUAUUAUUAAUUAAUGUAUUGAUUAAUUAAGUAAUAAUUUCCAUGAAAUUUAAGUGCAGGGAGACAAUAAUUUAUUUUUAUUUUUUUAAUUUCUACAUAAAGUCUCAAAGUUUAGCAAACCAGUUCAGCAAGCGGUGUCUUUUUUUACUGUAUUCUCUUAUGCAAAAAAAAUUAAAAAUAAAGAACAUAUUUAAAUCUA
This is a messenger RNA of Anoplophora glabripennis (Asian longhorned beetle), 1737 nucleotides long. RefSeq names its product b(0,+)-type amino acid transporter 1-like. The transcript is spliced from 10 exons. Gene Ontology annotation, biological process: amino acid transmembrane transport. The record is from RefSeq and is a predicted model, not a curated record. Gene Ontology annotation, cellular component: membrane. NCBI's taxonomy places the organism in Eukaryota, Metazoa, Arthropoda, Insecta, Coleoptera, Cerambycidae. Gene Ontology annotation, molecular function: L-amino acid transmembrane transporter activity. Bases 38 to 1522 code for a protein of 494 amino acids.